ACCUGUAAAAGCAGAGUAAAUCAUCAAUCACCCCCAUAACACCGAUAAGUUCACUUGUUCACUCUUAUCAUUGUACCACCGUUCAGUUACUGUAUUCAAGCAAUAUUCUGUUUAAAUUGCGGAUCCGGUCAUGCCUCAGAAGGCUCAGAAAGAUGAUCUUUCUUGGCCUUAUUCUGGCCUUAUUAUUCUGUGGGCCAAGUUUACGGCCAAGCAGCAGCAUCUCGCUCCAUAAACCACCUCACAUUAUUUACAUUCUAGCUGACGACCUGGGCUGGAACGAUGUGGGCUUCCAUGGUUCCAAUCAAAUCCCCACACCAAAUAUCGACGCCCUGGCCUUCAGUGGAGUGAUCCUCAACCAAUUCUAUGUCAACCACGUGUGCUCCCCUAGUCGGGGAGCUCUCAUGACUGGACUUCAACCGAUCCACAUUGGCCUUCAGAAUUGUCUAAUCGGUCAUAUGACGCCCUUCGGGUUGCCCCUCCAAUUCCGAACCUUGCCCGAGUAUCUCGGGUCAAGCCUGGGUUACGUCUCAAGAUUGGUGGGCAAAUGGCACUUGGGAAGCUUCAGACAAGCAUACACGCCCACAUUUCGUGGGUUUCAAUCUCAUCUCGGAAUAUGGAACGGCAUGACCAACUACUUUUCGAAGCGAAUGACUUGUCGGCCGAAUAUUUCAAUGGGCUUUGAUUUUCGCGAUGGAAUGCGAGUGGCUUGGGAGUAUGAUGGAGAUUAUGCCACGGAUACGUUCACCGCAGAGUCUCUCAAGAUUAUAGAGGAUCACGAUCAAUCUGAUCCUCUUUUUCUAUUGGUUUCGCACAUGGCCCCUCAUGGUCCUGUUCAAGCGCCAAACUUACUUCUCAAACGAUUUCAUCACUUAAAAACCAAAGAUUUCCCUUACCGACACGAAUUGGCGGCGGGAGUUUAUGCUCUUGAUCAGUCCGUUGGAAAGAUCGUAAAGAAACUGAAAGAAAAGAACAUGCUCGAGAACUCGAUCAUCAUAUUUAGCACGGACAAUGGUGGGGCCAGUGAGGGUUACGAUUUCAGCGAUGGUUCUAAUUUUCCGCUCAGAGGGAUGAAAGGAAAUUUGUUUGAGGGUGGAGUCCGAGGUGUGGCAGCUAUUUGGAGCCCAUUGAUUUCCAAGCCUAAGCGAGUAUCCAGGGAUCUUAUUGCUAUUCAAGAUCUAUUGCCAACCUUACUCUCGGCAGCUUCAGGGCACGAUUUGUCGAUCCCAAAAAUUGAUGGGAUGAAUGUUUGGCAAACAAUAUCAAAAGGAGACCCGUCCCCGAGGACGACCGUGUUCCAUGGAUCUCCGACUUCCAGACUGUUCGUGGCCGUUCGUCACAAAGAUUGGAAGCUCAAUUACGGAUCUCCGUUUAGCGGAGCACGAUACACCGAGUGGUUUGGGGACUCUGGUCGCAAUGAUUCUAAAGAGUAUAAUCUCAAUGCAAUCCUCUCCAGUCCCACUGCUCAAGCCCUAAAAUCUAUUGGUUAUGGUCCUCCCUCCAAAAAGAAAAUACUUCGACUACGCAAAAAAUCCGAGGUGCUUUGUCCAUUGACGAACGACAUCAAGAAGUGUGACGCAUUGAAUGAAUAUUGCCUCUUCAACAUUGUGCGUGAUCCAUGUGAAAGAAACAACUUAGCGGAAGAAUUUCCGCAGAUCCUCAAUGACCUCCGUAAGAUCGCUUUGGCUUUUCAAGACUCUGCCAUUAAAGGCGUCAACACUCCUUACGAUAAUGACGCUGAUCCAAAGUACUGGAACUACACAUGGACAAAUUGGAGGGAUCAUCUACGUCCUCAGACCUUGAAAAGGGUGUACGAGAUCGAUAGGGCCAAAACCAGGAUACCAACCAUUUUUGACGCCGACAUCCAAGCUCAAUUUACAACCAGUUUAUCCAGUUCAAAGUAAAAAGAACGAACCUGAGAUCGCCGACUUCCUGGAAGUGGCCGAACUAAAAUUAUGGAGGCGUUCUGAACCAACAAUACCAGUUUUAGCAUAGCUAGAAGCUAAACCAAUCUGGGUGUCAUGGUUCUAAUUAUGUCUCUUGAACAGCGGCAGUUACAUAAUAAAUCUGGUUUUCAUUCGUA
Messenger RNA from Tigriopus californicus, 2080 nucleotides. Its product is annotated as arylsulfatase B-like. The record is from RefSeq and is a predicted model, not a curated record. The transcript is spliced from 7 exons. The coding region runs from base 153 to 1901 and encodes 582 amino acids. NCBI's taxonomy places the organism in Eukaryota, Metazoa, Arthropoda, Copepoda, Harpacticoida, Harpacticidae.